Rhizoctonia solani is the source of this 1116-nucleotide messenger RNA. RefSeq lists its product as uncharacterized. The record is from RefSeq and is a predicted model, not a curated record. Lineage: Eukaryota; Fungi; Basidiomycota; Agaricomycetes; Cantharellales; Ceratobasidiaceae. The transcript is spliced from 5 exons. The coding region runs from base 1 to 1116 and encodes 371 amino acids.
AUGAUUUCCAAGGCUGCUGUUCUCGUUGGUGCCACCUUGGCCGUUACUUCUGCCUUUGCGCAGGAGCCAUUCACUCCUCUCGCUGAGAAGCGAUUCGAGUACACCGCUCUGCCUUACAAGGCCGAUACUGGCACUGGCGAGCGUGGUACUCAGUUCGGUUAUAACAUCUGCAACUCGACCACCGAGGGACAGAACUCGCUCUGCCAAACCUCGAUGAUCAACUCGAUCGAUGACUUUUGCUUAUGGGGACCGCCCGAGCCUAAUUCCCUCAUUGGGGACACUGAAGGUGAAGCUGUUGCUUGGUGCACCAAGCCUGGUCGUGGUACCCGCCUUAUCCCGGCUGGUGCUUUGACAGGUGUUCAGUUUAUGAGGACUCCUUCCUAUGUUCAGGUCACCGGUCGUAUCAGGCAAGAGUUGAUCAACAUUGAGAAGAAUGAUUCUGGAGGAGAGAUGGACCCACACGGAGCUGAUCGACGUGGUAACCCUCUUGGUGGAUUGUUGUUCUCAAACGCGUUCCCCAGCAACAAUGGCAACAACAAUACUUACCAGCAAGUAGUCGAAUGGCACAACUUCAUGGGAGAAGGACUCUUCUGUCUCAAGGCAUGCGACCCCACAGACCCCAAUGACGACAGGUACUGCGAACACAUCUACGAUCGUAUUGGUUGCUGGCGUAACGCCCCCGCCGCAUACGUUGACGGCGCUUUCGAGUCGUGUGAAGGAGAGAAUCAGGACUUCCCCGGUAUUUAUACGGAUUCGGCUGGCGUUGUUCAGACAUACAGCCAACCCCCCGAGUCGCUCGGCCCGAUUACAACCGUCCCUUAUGACCCUAAGAUCCCUGCAUCGUCCAACUGCGUUACCUUCCAGAGUGCUGCGCUCUACACUGGGCUACCCGGUGCAGCCACCCCCUCUAGCAGUGCAGUAACGACCAGUGCCCCUGCCGUUACUGGUAACGGUGCUGGGACACGUGCCGGUGGGACUCCCGCAUCCACAACACCUACCGGCGGUGCCAAUGUUGGCGCAUCGACUAGCGGUGCCGUAGGCUCCUCUGGUUUCACUUUCCUCGCUACUGCCUCUGUCGCUUUCUCCGCUCUCGUUGGCGCUCUCGCCGUCCUUUAA